Gasterosteus aculeatus aculeatus (three-spined stickleback) is the source of this 2396-nucleotide messenger RNA. It is a transcript of the gene gnao1b, whose product is annotated as guanine nucleotide binding protein (G protein), alpha activating activity polypeptide O, b. The record is from RefSeq and is a predicted model, not a curated record. Lineage: Eukaryota; Metazoa; Chordata; Actinopteri; Perciformes; Gasterosteidae. Gene Ontology annotation, molecular function: corticotropin-releasing hormone receptor 1 binding; mu-type opioid receptor binding; GTP binding. Gene Ontology annotation, cellular component: cytoplasm; heterotrimeric G-protein complex. Gene Ontology annotation, biological process: G protein-coupled dopamine receptor signaling pathway; adenylate cyclase-modulating G protein-coupled receptor signaling pathway.
GAGAGAGAGAGAGAGAGACGGCCCCCCUCCCUCUCCCCAUCUAACAACAACCCCAACCCCGCAGGCUCCAGCACAACGACCCCACCCCCCCAAAUCCCUCUGAGAGAGGAGACGGAGAGGAGCACACGGAGCCACGGAGAAAAAGGAUCGUUUUCGGGAUCAAUCCGGGGCCUAAUGCUGUAGCGGACAGCGCGCGGGGGGAGAGCUCGAGCGAGGGACAGCGCACUGAUUGCGAGUCGGGCGAGGGAGCAGGGCGGACGGGAGAGACGACGGGAUCGCUCAUUCGCCUGGAAACAUGGGAUGUACACUGAGCGCCGAGGAGCGCGCCGCUCUGGACCGGAGCAAGGCCAUCGAGAAGAACCUGAAGGAGGACGGGGUGGUCGCCGCCAAGGACGUCAAGCUGCUCCUGCUCGGCGGCGGGGAGUCCGGUAAAAGCACCAUCGUCAAACAGAUGAAGAUUAUCCAUGAAGAUGGCUUUUCUGGGGAUGAUGUGAAGCAGUAUAAGCCUGUGGUCUACAGCAACACCAUCCAGAGCUUGGCGGCCAUCCUUCGAGCCAUGGACUCACUGGGCAUCGAGUUUGGAGACAAGGAUAGAAAAGCCGAUGCCAAGCUGGUGUGCGACGUGGUCAGUCGCAUGGAGGACACAGAGCCGUACUCCGCAGAGCUUCUCACUGCUAUGAAGCGCGUAUGGACCGACGCCGGGACUCAGGAGUGCUUCAGCCGCGCCCGCGAAUACCAACUCAACGACUCUGCUCAAUACUACCUGGACAGUCUAGACCGGAUCGGGGCGCCAGACUACCAGCCCACCGAGCAGGAUAUCCUGAGAACCCGAGUGAAGACUACUGGUAUCGUCGAAACCCACUUCACCUUCAAAAACCUCCAUUUCAGGCUGUUUGACGUUGGGGGUCAGAGGUCAGAGAGGAAGAAGUGGAUCCACUGCUUUGAAGAUGUGACUGCCAUUAUUUUCUGCGUUGCUAUGAGUGGAUACGACCAGGUGCUCCACGAAGAUGAAACAACUAACCGCAUGCAUGAGUCACUCAUGCUCUUUGACUCCAUCUGUAACAACAAGUUCUUCAUCGACACCUCAAUCAUCCUCUUCCUCAACAAGAAGGAUCUGUUUGCUGAAAAGAUCAAGAAGUCACCGCUGACGAUCUGUUUUCCAGAAUACACAGGUGCUAAUACUUACGACGAUGCUACUGCAUAUAUUCAGGUUCAGUUUGAAAGUAAGAACCGCUCUCCCAAUAAGGAGAUCUACUGUCACCUGACCUGUGCCACAGACACAGGAAACAUCCAGGUAGUGUUUGAUGCCGUCACCGACAUCAUUAUUGCAAACAACCUGAGAGGGUGUGGCUUAUACUGAGGCCUGGCCGAGCACAGAGGUUGUUAUGGAGAGUAUGAGGUGUUAAUAAUGAUAAUUUUGAUGAUACUUAAACACAUUAAUAUGUAAUUCUACACGUCCAAAAGGACCCAAAGAGCUGCCGUCUUGACACCACACUGGAUUAUUGCCAUGAUUUGUUCCCUUCCCCUCAUUUGGAUUUCAGUAUGAAACCCCAGAUUUGUCCUAUAAAAAAAAAACGUGUUUUUGAGCUGAAUGUUUCAUGUUUUGUUGAUGACUGUGUCAACAACUGGAGAGGCCAGAAGAGGAAGCACCAAGGUUGUAUUCAGCUGGACCCUCGUUUUGCAAAACUCAAUAAUGGAGAGGAGAGUGCAAUGUCAAUUUUUAACCACAGCGUGGACUACUGUCCCAUUCUUUGUGUGACGUUUUUAUGUGCACGUCUCAAGGCAUUCAUAUCUAUACUGAAAAUAGCCUGCUGUGCUGCGUUUGAAGAGCCGCUGUGUGUAUGAAGGUGGCGAUGAUGAGGAUGUCGGGGAGGUGCUGUGCUCGUGGCUGAGGGUCGUGGUCGGGAAGAAGGCUAUUUUAACAUUCAGAAGGGACAAAGCUUCCCUCUCCUUCAGACCCACACAUGACUGAGUAGCCUGCAGGUCUUUAAAACAUAAUGACAGGAUUCUUCUGUUCAGAGUGGCUGCCCAUUUCCAUUGGCGUCUUGUAGCGUGAGGAAAUGCCUAGCAGCUAAUGAUAGCUAAAAAAAUAAAUAAUUAAGUCAUAUUGGUGCCAAUCGAGGACACAUUAGGAAUAUAAAUCAUAAUUCAUGUUCAUACCAUGAAGUAAUAUUAUUUAAAUAUCAGAUUAUCAUCGAAUGAUUUUUUCAUUUAAGCCUCAUGCCCUACAUGCCUCCUUCUACCUCCUGAAAUCCCGUGCCACAUAUUUAUUCCCUGACAUGAAAACGUGGGUACACAUACACCUGUCUACGGCUCAGAGGGUAGAAAGCAGCCCUCCAAUGACACCUUUGUUCUCUGUGUGGUGCUUGACCCUUCGAUGUGAAUCUGUGUAGAAA